Molecule: messenger RNA, 1338 nt
Organism: Physcomitrium patens
Lineage: Eukaryota; Viridiplantae; Streptophyta; Bryopsida; Funariales; Funariaceae
Source: RefSeq, a predicted model, not a curated record
AGACCGAGAAAGCACUUGCUUGGAAACUAUCUCCACUCUACCAGGAGUCCGUUGCACGAGCUUCUAAGAUAUCUGAAAGCUCCUUCGACACAGUAUGCACAAGUGAAAAUGAUCAAGCUUAUGAUGAUGAAGCCUGCGAGAGGGAGGAAAUUGCUGUAAUACGAUACCUGAGAUUAUUUGCAGAUGAUAAGAGCUGGAAAGAAGGAUUUAAAUCCGCCGCUUGAUUACCUUGUGAUGUCUGAAACCUCGAAGGGAAAACAAAACGUGUCCCAGAUGUGAAGGCACCAGUGUCGCAUGCUAAGACCAUGAAGAGGAUCAAGAUGGCUGAGCACCGAGGAUAUGCCCCGGCAAUCUGCGAGCUCAUGAACUCUGAUGCAGCUGCAUUAGAUCAUGACAAUAAAGGUCCUGAUAAAGCCUUAAAAAAGCCAGCUGAGGAUGCAAUUGUAUGGCCUCCUGUGCUGGUUUUGGAAAACACCCGCACAGAGAAAGGUCUGGAUGGAUUAUGGAAGGGCGUGGAUGCGAUUGAACCCGCCGAGGUUUUCGUAGACCAAUACGUGGGAAAAAUGGACACAAGGGAAGAGUACUGGUUGAGUUUGCUCCGUCAUGCCAGGCUUGGGCUGACGCAAACACCCUACACAAGCAAUGUAAGAUGAAUGCUCGGGGCUACACCGAAUGGCUUGGUGUGAAACCCCGGUGGCGACAAAUGGGUCCGAGUAACAUCAACGAUGGCACUGCUUUUGUUGCUUGAAUGGAGCAGGGAAUCCAAAACGGGUAUUAUACGAGUAUCUUGCUGAGCCAAGGCACAUGCUGGUAUUCUACCCCGCACGCAAAUAUGUUAAGAAUUGGAAAUUCAUAUUUAGACUGUUCAAAGAUAAGAUCAGAACUGGUAGUUGUUGUGUCUGACGAUGAAAGUAACCGCCUAAGAUAACAACGAAGGGAUAUAUAUAUAUAUAUAUACAUACUAUUGUAGAAGUGAAUUCUAUACUUGUUUUCUUAUCAUUACUCUCUGACGAUAUGAAGUUAUUUGUUUGGAUUAUUUCUUCUCACAUGGUAUCAAACCGACACGGCUAAGACAAUGAAGGUAUGUUACUUUCUUGCAAAUCAUGAUACAGUGCUUGUUCUUCUUUUGUUUUCUGCUCAUAUAUCAAACCUAGUUUUUGUUUGAUUCUGAGUUUGAAAGAGUAUUGUUCACAACAAGCUACAUUGCUCUAGUAUACUUAGAAAUAUGUCACAGGACUCUAUUCUGCCCGAGAAGGUUAGAUUAACGGGGUAUAAAAAUUUCUACCUCUAGAAAUACUUGAUAAUUCAAAUUGCUAAGCGUGAAAAGCUUUGAAUCUU